AAUUAAGCUGAUUCUCUCUGUAUUGAGAUUUAAUGGCAGAAGCAAGAACAAUAACAAUAGCUGAAACACGAACUCUAGAGCUCAUACGUCAGCAUCUCCUCGGAGAUUUCACCUCCACUCACGACUCCUUCAUCUCCUCCCUCGUCCUCGCCGUUUUCCCCGACGAAAACCCAUCAAACUCCAUGACAGUUACAAACCCAGGAUCAUCCACAGACAAUUUAGCCAUGUUCGAGACAAAACUCGUCCCGCCGCCGCCCAGAAAGCUCGGCGGCGGCGGGAAGAGUACUGGAUCGAGCAGGCGAUACAGAGGAGUGAGGAUGCGGCCGUGGGGGACAUUUGCGGCGGAGAUUCGAGAUCCUAACAGAAGGGGGUGUAGGCUCUGGCUUGGGACUUUUGACUCAGAAAUUGAUGCUGCUAGGGCUUAUGAUUUCGCUGCUUUUAAGAUGAGAGGUAUAAAGGCAGUUCUUAAUUUUCCACUUGAAGCAGGAAAGUUGAUGCCUUCGACGUUGCUUCCCGGCCGGAGAAGAAGAAGAAAAUAAGAUAAUGCUGUCAUAAGCUAGUCUUCAAAACGGUGAUCGGAAUGUAGGAAAAUAAAAAGAUGAUAAGAUAGUUUGAGAGCAAAAAAUAAUCGAAAUUAAUUUAGGUCUAAGUUAAAAUUAAGGUUUUUAGUUUCUUGUGUUUGUCUGAAAUUGUGUAAUACUAUCCUAAACUUUGAGCAAGAUACUACAAAAAGAAGAAAAAAACAUUAUUAGUUGGUG
Molecule: messenger RNA, 758 nt
Organism: Impatiens glandulifera
Lineage: Eukaryota; Viridiplantae; Streptophyta; Magnoliopsida; Ericales; Balsaminaceae
Product: ethylene-responsive transcription factor ERF107-like
Exons: 1
Coding region: 33-539 (168 amino acids)
Biological process (GO): regulation of DNA-templated transcription; ethylene-activated signaling pathway
Molecular function (GO): DNA-binding transcription factor activity; DNA binding
Source: RefSeq, a predicted model, not a curated record